Juglans microcarpa x Juglans regia is the source of this 1639-nucleotide messenger RNA. RefSeq names its product homeobox-leucine zipper protein HAT5-like. The coding region runs from base 388 to 1374 and encodes 328 amino acids. Gene Ontology annotation, biological process: positive regulation of DNA-templated transcription. The record is from RefSeq and is a predicted model, not a curated record. Gene Ontology annotation, molecular function: DNA-binding transcription factor activity, RNA polymerase II-specific; sequence-specific DNA binding. The transcript has 3 exons. Lineage: Eukaryota; Viridiplantae; Streptophyta; Magnoliopsida; Fagales; Juglandaceae. Gene Ontology annotation, cellular component: nucleus.
CAUCAUUGUAACUAGAGAGUCUCACCAUUUCCAACCUCCGCUUGGAACCCCUUAUUAUACCCUCUCUUCAGGGUCUCCCUUUCAGGGAAAAGUAACUCUCCUUCUCUUUGCUCUGAUACGAACAACCGAAUACCACUUCGCCUGCUCUUCGCUCUCCCCCCUUCCUUCCCCACUGUGGGCGAAAUUCUCCAUCUGUUUCUUCUUCUGAGUGAUGGGUGUGAGCAGCCGGUGCUCCCAUACUUCACACAUCACCGAGAUCAUCAUCACCAGCUUCUUCCGCCACAAGCCUUAGAUCCUAACUCGAAAACAAGGGCCUUUUGAUCAGCCUAACCCAGCUGCCAUGGCGGCUUGAGAAAGAAACUGAUCAGGUGUUACAAGAAAAAUAUUAUGGCAGGUGGGAGGGUUUAUACCGGUGGUAGUGGUGGUGGUGGUUCCAGUCCUUUGAGUGUUUUGUUUCAGAAUCAAAAGGGUUCUUGCGCUUCUCAGCCUCUUGAUUCUCUUUUCCUUUCUGGGUCUUCCCCUUCUUUCCUUGGUUCAAGAUCGAUGAUGAGCUUUGAAGAUGCUCGUGGAGGAAACGGAUCAAAUAGACCGUUUUUUGGCUCGUAUGACCACGAAGAUAAUGGAGACGACGACUUGGACGACUAUUUUCAUCAACCCGAGAAGAAGAGGCGGCUAACAGCCGACCAAGUCCAGUUUCUCGAGAAAAGCUUCGAGGUGGAUAACAAACUUGAACCCGAAAGGAAAUCCCAGCUUGCCAAGGACCUUGGCUUGCAGCCUCGGCAGGUUGCCAUUUGGUUUCAGAACCGCCGAGCUCGGUGGAAGACCAAACAGCUAGAGAAGGAUUUCGACGCUUUACAAGCUAGCUAUGACAGCCUCAAGGCUGAAUAUGACAAUCUCCACAAGGAGAAGAAUGAACUAAAAGCUGAGGUUGUUCUUCUAACAGAUAAGCUGCUCCUGAAAGAGAAAGAGAGGGGAGGUUUUGAACUAUCUGAUACAAAUAACCUAUCCCAGGAAUCCCUGCAAAAGCAGGUUUCUGAAUCUGCUUGUGAGGCCGAAGCAUCCAAAGUGUCGAUUGUGUCAUGUAAGCAGGAAGAUAUUAGUUCAGCAAAAAGUGAUAUAUUUGACUCAGAUAGUCCCCAUUACACUGAUGGGGUUCAUUCUUCACUGCUAGAGCCUGGUGAUUCUUCACAUGUUUUGGAACCUGAUCAAUCGGAUCUGUCUCAAGAUGAGGAGGACAAUCUCAUGAGCAAGAGCCUAUUGCCUCCAUUCAUCUUUCCAAAGUUGGAGGAUGCUGAUUACUCCGACCCGUCUGAAAGUUCAUGUAAUUUUGGAUUUCCUGUUGAAGAUCAUGCAUUCUGGUCCUGGUCUUACUGAGUUAUCUGUGGCAUAUGAAUUUCCCCUGUUUUGCUUUAGAUCAUCAUGAUGUGGUGGUAGAUAUAUGCAAUAAAUCCAGAACAAUUGAUACCACGAGCUAGCUUGUGGUGGUGGGUUGGGUCUGGGCUGCACCAAGAAAAAUGUUGGUCUUUUUGCCCUCUAUGUGAUUUUGUUGUUGUUGUUGUUGUUGUUGUUAAGGUUCUUAGUCUUCAAUAAACUCUUUUUUAGUUUGGAAUGUAAUUAAAUAACCUUUUCCCUCGUACAA